Messenger RNA from Phialemonium atrogriseum, 1485 nucleotides. RefSeq lists its product as uncharacterized. Lineage: Eukaryota; Fungi; Ascomycota; Sordariomycetes; Cephalothecales; Cephalothecaceae. The transcript is spliced from 2 exons. The annotation marks the transcript as partial. The record is from RefSeq and is a predicted model, not a curated record.
GCUCGAUUGGCAGACAUGGCGUCGGUUCAUAAUUCGUCGGGGGGAGCUCCCAAUAAGCUCACGAAGGCGAGGAGUAAAAUGGUAAAGCCUAUCCUCAAGAAGCUUUCGCACUCGGAGAAGAACUCUCUAGACCUGGACCGCGGGUGGGAGGACCAACAGACUCACGCAUGGCCCGAUAUCUGGGAGGUUGCUAGCGCUGGCCGCUCUGCUAGGGAAGUCAGUGUUACGUUUGGCGCCGGAGGGGAUGGGGGAAGCAGCGGUGGUGUUCGAAAACUCCAGCAUGUGCGCUCUGCCAGCGGAACAUCUCACAUCUCGGUGGCAACCACCGGCAGUGGCCCGAGAGGCGGAUCUUUCAUUCACCCUUUCCAACAGACUCCUCGAACCUCGACUCCGCCGCUGUCUAUGUCGUAUGCCAAUUCCCUAGCCUCGUUUGAUAUCCCGCGCGAUUACUCGCCGACCAUUACGGAGGACGACGACGGGCCUGAUUCGGUUUCCUUCUCCCCUCUCACCGGGCCUUCAGUCUCCCAUCACCUUCACCACCACAACCACUUCUCUCAGUCGAGUCUGAGGCGCCCCUCUCUUGCGAGCCAGCGCACCUCUUCUCUGACCGACAUCACCUCGGCCACAGCUCAGCUUCGAGUGAAUACCAGCAGAUCGACCACGGGCACAUCUCGUCUCGCACAUGGGAGCCUUGCUACCUCAAGCUACUCCGACCUGCACCUCAACCACACCCUGAGCAGACUUGAUUCCCCCACCAGCAGCCUGAGCGGAGCGGCAACCGGAAACAAUACCAAGAGCAACAAUAACGAUAUCACUAUCUCCACCACCACCUCGGCUUCGCAAAUCGCAUCUCCAACUUCAUCUUCAUCAAUCACGCCGAUGUCACCUCUACGAAGCUCCCUCGAGGCUGCUGGCUUCCCACGCCUACGCAGCCGGUCUGAGGUUGACACAGUCAGCCGGGCCGAGCACAUCCGGGAGGCGCGGCGAAAAUUCGAGGAGCGAGAGCGUUCCAAAGAGGAGAAGUACGACCGUGAGCAGGUCAGGAAGCGUGAGCGACGGGAUGCCAAGGAGGCCAGUCGGAUUGAGCGAGAGGCUGCCCUGCAGCUGAAGAGGAUUGGCGGGGUAAGUGGAGUGGGUGGCCAGGCCGGCACUGCUGGUGCUGGUGCUGGUAGAGUUGGUGUUGGGGGUAGCACCACCACUGCCGGCUCUGCUGGUGGAGGCGGCGGCAAAGCAAGCAGGAAGAAUAGCGGUUGUGGGGUUGGGCUGCAGAAUUAUGCUAAUGAUGCGGAUCCGGAGAAACAGUUAGGGUUUAUGAGCUGCAACUAUGACAGUGUGCACGUUCAGAAUCCCCCCGAGUUCGGGCCGGGCGUUGAGGAUGUCCAAUUCAACCAGGCGCAGCCUAGGAGGGUGCGCACGGCGAAGAGGAAGACCCAGGGCUAUUGGCACGGCUUCAUUUUCUGGCUGCGAACGAAGCUGCUCCGGAUG